Aspergillus saccharolyticus JOP 1030-1 is the source of this 762-nucleotide messenger RNA. RefSeq lists its product as uncharacterized. The transcript has a single exon. Lineage: Eukaryota; Fungi; Ascomycota; Eurotiomycetes; Eurotiales; Aspergillaceae. The coding region runs from base 1 to 762 and encodes 253 amino acids. The record is from RefSeq and is a predicted model, not a curated record.
AUGGCACAGCAAUAUAAUUUUAUCGCCCCUUCCGAAGAACUUCGUGCCGCCCCGGUGCCCAUUGAGCGAGUUGAUGACAACACCCCGGGCUUCGACAUCUCCAUGUGUUAUCUCUGCUUCCAGGGUUCAAAGCCCCCCGAAGAAGGAGGCCGCUUCUUCCGCUGUGGAAGCAUACUCUGCCGCAGCACUUUCCACGAAGGUUGCGUGGAUGAGUUUCUCUGGAAACAUUGGGAUUUCUACAACGGCCCGCCCCCUUUCCGCUGCCCCAAGUGCCAGCGGCCGUGGGUGCAUCAGGGCAGCCUCCUCGAGAAGAUCUCCUCCACCCAUCAGCUGAGCAGCGGCGGUGGGAAGAUGCAUGCCAGCGACCAUAACCAGCCUCCGGAUGCGUACUCUAGGCAGACUUCCUCUACCGUGCCAAUGCCUCUGGCGAAUUGGCAGCCAAGACCUACCAGACAUUACCCCCCGCCUCCGAAUGCGUACUCUGAGCAGACUACCCCUACCACGCUAGUGCCUACUACUGCGAAUCCGCAGGAACGUCCCAGUCGCUUUGUUGAACCUCCGAAGGUGGGCAGCAAGCCAAGGUUCUGUCCGUUCUGUGUGAGGGAGUAUACAGAGUCGGAGCCGUUGAUGAGACAUCUGCUAUACGAGCAUCUUUCCGAGCCGCGGGUCUGUAUGCUUUGUAAUACAGAGAUGGGGUCAUGGUCGUCCCUGCUUGAUCAUUGGACACUCGACAUAAUGAUUGGAAGUUGGAUGAUGAGCUAG